UUGCUGCUCUGCUAUUUCUUGCAACUUUUAAUGCUCACAACCACGUAUUCUUCCAAACAAUUUUUGUUUGUUUUAUAUGAUAUUUACCAAUAUAUAUGAUUAUUGUUAAUACUGUGGCUUAUAAAAUCUGGUUGGCUGGUCAGAAACUUGAGGAGAAAAAGUAUUAGUAUUGAGAAAUGAGGAAAGGAUUACACCCUCAGAUGCAGUGGAUAUCCUAUGUAACUCAGAGUGGAAGAUUGAUGCACGUUAUGAUGACUAAGAUACACAAUGUCGGUAAAGUCUACCACUUGAAAGCGAAACGCCAAAUGGCUGAGAAUGUUGGGCAGAUUGCUAAGUUUAGGCAACGUUAUGAAAAGGGGAUUCCUGAGAAACAUGAAACUUGAUAUUAUUAGUAGAGACUCUAGACUUCAAAAAGAAGUAUUCUUAGUUUGGUUUCAAAAUAAACAUGAUGUGGUAGAGUGCAAUUAAUCACCUCUCUUUAGAUGUUCUAUGGAUUGUUUUGUUGUGGGAGAAGUUUCCAUUUUGAUCAUAGCAAUAGUCAUGUGGCUUUGUUGAACUAUGUUAUUCCUUACUAGCACUUUGCCAGGUUAUAUAAAAUUCUAAUAUUUGAGUUCUUGCAUUUAUUAAAUA
Molecule: messenger RNA, 630 nt
Organism: Ziziphus jujuba (common jujube)
Lineage: Eukaryota; Viridiplantae; Streptophyta; Magnoliopsida; Rosales; Rhamnaceae
Exons: 2
Coding region: 177-383 (68 amino acids)
Source: RefSeq, a predicted model, not a curated record